This is a messenger RNA of Cuscuta europaea, 349 nucleotides long. The record is from the annotation of a GenBank genome assembly. Lineage: Eukaryota; Viridiplantae; Streptophyta; Magnoliopsida; Solanales; Convolvulaceae.
AUUUUGGGCUCCUUCUGUUCAUGCUCGUUACAUCUUCUUGCAUUCCUUACAAAAACAAAAAAUACAGCAUGGAGCAAGCCUUCUUCUUCAACAUCAGGUGCUUCCUACACCAACUUAUCCAACUUUCUCAACCAAGGACCAAGUCACCAAGAGGAACACCGUUCUAGUCACACAUCUAUGAAUGGUGAGGCUGCGACAAAGAGGAGCACCGCCAUGGCUGCAAAUAUAACAGUUGACAAGACUGAAAAUAAUCGCUGCUUCAAAAACAAUUUAAAGAUUUUCAUAGGAUUUAUUUUACUUGAAAAUAAAAUAUACGUAGUAUGAAUGAGCUUUGUUUUGGAUGGGAGGA